UUUGUCGGCCCACCACAAACUCCAUUAUUGUUGUUCUUUCCCUUUUUGACCCUGAAACUCCAAAAUCUCCACCCUUUCCGUUCCUCCCUCCUUCCCACUUUCAGUCCAUGCAUCAUCGCCGUUUUCCCGUUGAGCCAUGUCGAUUCCUUGCUAAUCAGGUUUAGUAGAUGAAAACCAUCUUCCCUAUCCUUUUCGGUCAUAUGCCUUUCCCCAUCCUCCUCCUCCUCCUCUUCCUCUCAUGGGAGCCCAGCGCCGUCGCCGCCAGAUCUGGCCAUAAAGCCAUCGCCAUUGGCGCAGCCAACCGGUCGCAGUGCGCCGGCCGAAGGAUCUACGUCCGCGACCUGCCAUCCGGGUUCAACGCCGACCUCCUCGCCACCUGCGACGACUUCCCCAUCCUGUUCGAGCUCCGGGAGAGCCAGGAGAAGAGCCUUCUUCCUUUCCUCGCCAACCACGGCCUCGGCCCCCUCACGUACAACCGAUCUCGCUCCUGGUACCGCACCGAACCUCUCUUCUUCGAGCUCCUCUUCCACCGGCGCCUGCGUGAGUACUCCUGCCUCGUCGCCGACCCCGUCCACGCCGACGCCGUCUUCGUGCCCUACUACACGGCCCUGGCCGCACUUCCCUAUCUCUACUCCCCGACGAAUUGGAACGAUUCCGCGCUCCACGGCCGCGACCUAGCCGAUUGGCUCCUCCGCGGCGACCGCCCGGCGAUUUGGUCGCGCCGCGGUGGCCACGAUCACUUCGUCGCCGUGGCCGGCUCCGCAUGGGACUUCGAUAACGACCCCGACCAGCCGCCCCUCUGGGGCACCGCCUUCUUGGGCCUCCCCGAGCUUUACAACCUCACGGCCAUCGCACUGGAGUCCCGCGCGUGGCCCCUGCAGGAGCACGCCGUCCCGCCGCCGACCUCCUUCCACCCGGCCACCGUCGCCCGCCUCGAGGCCUGGCUCACCCGCACGCGCCGCUCCCGCCGCCCCCUUCUCAUGCUCUUCGCCGGAGGGGCGGCCCCCACCGGCGGAAGGCCCAACAUCGCCUCCAGCAUCCACGCCGAGUGCGACCUCCGGCCCGACCUCUGCGAACUCGUCGACUGUUCCAAGGGCUCCUGCGUCCACGAGCCGGCUCGGUUCAUGCGCCCCAUGCUCCGCGCCCGGUUCUGCCUCCAGCCGCCCAGCGAGACCCCGACGCGCCGGUCCACCUUCGACGGCAUCCUCGCCGGGUGCAUCCCGGUCUUCUUCGAGGAAGCCUCCGCGGAGAGGCAGUUCGGCUGGCACCUGCCGCGCCGCCGUUACGACGACUUCUCCGUCACGAUACCCAAGGAGGAGGUGGUGUUCGGGGGAAGGCGGAUCGUCGACGUGCUUCAGGCCAUACCCCCGGCGCGGGUGCUCCGGAUGAGGGAGGCAGUGCUGGAGCUGGCGCCGACGGUGAUAUACCGCCGGCACGGUAGCUCGGCAGCGCUUCGGGCGCGGAAGGAUGCGUUCGAUAUCGCCGUCGAUGGGGUUCUCCGUCGCAUCCGCCGGCGCGUACGGGAGAUGGAGCAGGGAAAGGACCCGCUCCUAUUGGUCGACGAGGAUGACGACGAGACGUGGACGUCGACGUCGACGGACGGACAUCAAUAACCCCGUCGGAAUUGCAACCUCUGCAUCAAUUCAGUAUUUAGUUCAAAUCAAAAGGCCAAAAACUCUUAGGAUUCUUGGAAAACAAAUAAAUAAACAUAGAUCGAUCAAUACCUUGAUGUAACACCUUGUUCAAACAUUCAUCAAUAUCUGUAAAAUAAUCAUUCAUAAUGAAGAGGAUGCCACUGACUUAAGAACUA
Messenger RNA from Zingiber officinale, 1810 nucleotides. Its product is annotated as probable xyloglucan galactosyltransferase GT19. The record is from RefSeq and is a predicted model, not a curated record. The transcript has a single exon. Bases 168 to 1613 code for a protein of 481 amino acids. Lineage: Eukaryota; Viridiplantae; Streptophyta; Magnoliopsida; Zingiberales; Zingiberaceae. Gene Ontology annotation, molecular function: glycosyltransferase activity.